GGAGCCCCUGCCGUGGGCGCAAAGCGUCGCGCCGUGGCAGUGGGGGGCAAUCCGCACUUGAAGAACAGCGAGAAGCUCUUGCUACUCGUUGCGAAGCUUGGCUUGAAGAACGCCCAGGACAUGCGCGCAGUUCAAGCCACUCUGUUCAAGACGAUCAUGCUCAAGCGCGACAACGUGGUCGCAGAAGCUGCCUUGAAGGCCUUGAAGGCUCACACCGACAGCGCCAAAGAGAUGCAGCCUGAGCACCCUCCAGCUGUGUACAUGUGGGCAGCUAUCACCCGUGCGGCGGCCACCGUCGAGGGCCUCGAAGAGGCCCACAACAACGCGAUCAUCAACCACCGCCAGCAGGUGACGGACCCGGGGCAGCUGAAGGACAUCAUAUACCACGCGAAGACGGCCAGGACGCUCGACAAUAAUAAGGUCAAGCUUCAUCUCGCUGCGCACGCUUCCGUGGAGCCUGUGGUCAAAGGCAACUUGCGGGCUGGUCAACUCUCCGGUGGCCGCCAGAUGCACGGGCAGGCGCCGAAAGGGGGCCUCGAGAGGGACAUCCAGCGCUUGUUCGAGCAGCUGGGAGCGAUGGUAGCCGACGACGAGUGA
This is a messenger RNA of Prorocentrum cordatum, 597 nucleotides long. The record is from the annotation of a GenBank genome assembly. NCBI's taxonomy places the organism in Eukaryota, Dinophyceae, Prorocentrales, Prorocentraceae.